AUGUCAGACAAUGCAGAGAGCUCAAGUGACUGGAACAACAAUGGCUCUGUGAGUGAGAAGACUUACAUGAGACUUGAAAUUGCAAGACUUCAGCAUGAGAUUAAGUGUAUGAAGAUCAGUAGAGAUGAGACUCUUUUCUUGAAGAAUUCAGAAGUCAAAGAGGAAAUUCUUUUAACUACAGAACAGUCUGAAACUGAUGAUAUUCUUAAAGAUAAUGAUCUUGGUGAGAAUGUCAUCAUGAACAUGCAACAUUUCUGA
Molecule: messenger RNA, 258 nt
Organism: Blastomyces gilchristii SLH14081
Lineage: Eukaryota; Fungi; Ascomycota; Eurotiomycetes; Onygenales; Ajellomycetaceae
Exons: 3
Coding region: 1-258 (85 amino acids)
Source: RefSeq, a predicted model, not a curated record